Macadamia integrifolia is the source of this 3057-nucleotide messenger RNA. Its product is annotated as AUGMIN subunit 3. The transcript is spliced from 2 exons. The record is from RefSeq and is a predicted model, not a curated record. Gene Ontology annotation, biological process: centrosome cycle; spindle assembly. Bases 760 to 2604 code for a protein of 614 amino acids. NCBI's taxonomy places the organism in Eukaryota, Viridiplantae, Streptophyta, Magnoliopsida, Proteales, Proteaceae. Gene Ontology annotation, cellular component: centrosome; HAUS complex; mitotic spindle.
AAGCGGCAGAAACAUUAUCAAACGGGCCCUUAGGUUUCUUCAUGUUUUGGUUUUAAAAUUCUGUAAUUGAUUCCUAUUUACUGUUGGAUUCUUCAGAGUUCAGAUCACAUUCCAACCAUUGGAUUGGAAUAUUGGAUUACCCGAAUGUACUAAAGCUGUUGAUAUCUGGUUCCUUUAUUAAAUUAUUAAAAUAAAGGUGAAAAAGCCAAAAGCCAAAAGCCAAAAUCCAAAAGCCAGAGAGUUGGUUAAAGCCAAAAACCCUGAACAGCCCAAAGGAUGAGGCCUAUGAGGGAAGAUGCAUAAGUUUGUCAGUUUGUAAUCGGCUUCCUAAUGGGUCCAUACCAGUUUUAAAAACCGAUCCAAACCAGAUUGAACCCGAUAAUCCAAACCAGUGCCGAACCGAACCCAAAAUGCACCGAAACCAGAACUGAACCCAAAUCGAUAAAUCCUUCUUGGAGCGGUUUCGGUCAGGCGUAAAUCACACACCAAAACCGGUGGAACCAGACCAAAACCACCCCGAACUGGCCCGUUGAUACCCCUAAGUUGAAGAGAUUAAAAAGUCAUGGGGUUUGAAACUCAGUAUAUUUUUCUCUCUUCCUAAUUGCAGGAAACAAGCAGUAGUCAAUGUUUCAGUGUAAGUGGCAACAGCAAUGGGAAACACUAAUCCCUUGGAUAUGGAAGAAAUAUGUUUAACUUGGGUUUCUAUUUGAGUGUUCUCUACCUUUCCUUCCUUGCAAAGCCAAAACCGAAGCAUAAAAAAUGAGCGGAACAAGACUGUGCAGUCUCUUGAGUGAACUGGGGUACGAAGGGCAUGAGGUGUUGGACCCUGACAGCUUUGAAUGGCCUUUUCAGUAUGAGGAGGCCCAACCCCUCCUUGAAUGGAUAUGCUCUAGUCUCCGCCCUACUAAUGUUCUAUCUGCUGCUGAGGUCUCUCAGUAUGAGCAGUUUGUACAAGAGGGGAAGCUGUUGGAGGGGGAGGACUUGGACUUUGCUUAUGAUAGCAUUUCAGCCUUCUCAAGUAGGAGGGAUGAUCAAGAGGCAGUUUUUGGUGCCGAAGAAGGAUUGAAAGAUAUCCGUGAUGCGACUUUGGCAUACAAAACUGAGGCUUUAGAAUUGCAGAAACAGCUGAAGCAUCUACAACAUCAAUAUGAUUUGCUGACUGGCCAAGCUUCAUCUUUGAUCCAAGGAAGAAGAUCACGGGUUACAGCAACAUCUACGGUCAAUGGACAACUCACUGUAAUUGAUGAUGGGCUUUCAGCAAGGAAUUUAGAGAUGAAUGCGGUGCUUGGAAUGAUUUCUUCUACUGCACAGGAGUUGUCUCACUAUCAUUCAGGGGAUGAGGAUGGCGUGUACUUGGCUUAUUCAGAUUUCCGUUCAUUCUUGUUGCAAGAUGCAGCUUGUGCGAAGGAGCUAAACCAGUGGUUUGUGAAGCAGUUUGAAGCUGGUCCUUUUCAAUUAGUGGCCAAGGAUGGCAAAGUGAGAUCUUCAUGGUUGAGUCUUGAUGACUUUCCAGAUUCUGUAGUGCAAGAGUCAGAGGAAUCUUGCCAUCAACAUGGAGCUGAGUUGCGAAGGCUUCGUGCUGUAUUCGGAACGAGUGAGAGACAGUGGGUAGAAGCCCAAGUUGAGAAUGCCAAACAGCAAGCUAUUCUUGCAGCAAUUAAAUCUCAAGUAGCAUUGGAUGAAGCUCACAUUCAUCUUGAUCUUCAUUCUCUCAGGAGGAAACAUUCUGAUUUGACAGGAGAGCUUUCAAACCUACACCAGAAAGUGAAGUUAUUGUCUGAGAGUAUUCCAGAUCUUUGUUGGGAGCUUGCUCAACUCCAGGACACAUAUAUAUUGCAAGGUGAUUAUGAUUUAAAGGUCUUGCGCCAAGAAUCCUAUAGUGCUCGGCAAAAGGUGUUCAUACAUCAUUUAAUUAAUCAGCUUGCUAGGCACCAGUUUCUAAAAAUAGCUUGCCAAUUGGAACAGAAAACCAUGCUUGGUGCAUACUCAUUGCUAAAAGUUAUUGAAUCAGAAUUGCAAGCCUACCUGUCAGCUACCAAUAGCCGAAUCAGUCGUUGCCGGUCACUGAUUCAGGCUGCGUCUGAAGAACAUGAACAAGGAGCAGUUGAUGAUAGGGAUACUUUUUUGCAUGGUGUGAGAGAUCUUUUAAGUAUUCAUUCAAAUGCUCAAACUGGGUUACCAACCUAUGUAUCAGCACCUGGUAUUGUUCAGCAGAUAUCUAGUCUUCAGUCAGACUUGAUGACCCUCCAGUCUGAGCUUGAAAGUUCCCUCCCAGAGGAUAGAAAUAAAUGUAUCAAUGAGCUGUGCACUUUUAUUCGAAGUUUGCAGGAGCUGCUUUUUUCAUCCUCAACAACUGCACAACCAAUUCUGACACCUUGGCCGCUUAUGAGAGAACUUGUAGAAAUGGAAAAUGUGAAUGCUCAACUAUCUUUAGCCAUUGAAGAAGUGACACGAGAGCAUAGUGAAAAGGCUGAGAUAGUAAAACAUCAUCCACAUGAGGUGGGGAGGGAGAGGCAGGUCUUUGUUGACUUUUUCUGCAACCCUGAACAUCUCAGGAAACAAGUUAGGGAGCUGACUUCUAGGGCGAAGGCUUUUCAAGUUUAGAAACCAUCGAUUGAACCAUUUGAACUGUUGGAACUGUUGGAAUGCUUUUAUUUAUGAUUCACCUGGGGCCUUUGUGGCAAUUAUAGUACCAAUCUCAUGCCAGUUUCUUCUGAUUUUUCAUGUGAACACUUAAAUCUGCUUCUCUUAAGCUUGUCUCUACGUGCAAUUGUGUAUCACUGUGAUGAUGAUGGUGAACAAUCUCCCAGGAAAGGUGGUGAAGAGAAAUCCGCGACUUCAAUCUCAUAAUUAUUCCCGCAUAUAUGACACCUUUGGCACUAUUCCAGAGUUUCAUCCAUGUGCCAAAACCCAUGAGUGAAGCCGCAGGUAAAGAAAAACUUGGUCUGUUUGAUUUUCUAGAGUUUCAUUUGGUCUAGGGAAGUUGAGAUUAUAAAUACUGGCUUGUAUCCCAAUAUCUGAUUAAGAUUGAGGAAAUAAAAUUUUAUUGGUUUGCUC